This is a messenger RNA of Condylura cristata (star-nosed mole), 177 nucleotides long. Its product is annotated as keratin-associated protein 19-6-like. Bases 1 to 177 code for a protein of 58 amino acids. The record is from RefSeq and is a predicted model, not a curated record. NCBI's taxonomy places the organism in Eukaryota, Metazoa, Chordata, Mammalia, Eulipotyphla, Talpidae. The transcript has 2 exons.
AUGAGUUACUACGGCAGCUACUAUGGAGGCCGAGGCUACGGCUAUGGUGGCUUUGGUGGCCUGGGCUACGGCUCUGGCUUUGGGGGUUACGGAUACGGCUCUGGCUUUGGGGGCUACGGGUGUGGCUGUUGCCGCCCAUCUUGCUGUGGAGGUUCUGGCUUCUCCGGCUUCUACUGA